This is a messenger RNA of Vanderwaltozyma polyspora DSM 70294, 1284 nucleotides long. Its product is annotated as serine/threonine-protein kinase. Lineage: Eukaryota; Fungi; Ascomycota; Saccharomycetes; Saccharomycetales; Saccharomycetaceae. Gene Ontology annotation, molecular function: ATP binding; calcium/calmodulin-dependent protein kinase activity. The coding region runs from base 1 to 1284 and encodes 427 amino acids. Gene Ontology annotation, biological process: cellular response to oxidative stress; protein phosphorylation. The record is from RefSeq and is a predicted model, not a curated record. The transcript has a single exon.
AUGUCUGAACAUCCGGAGGUUAUUGGUCCAGACUCUGUUGAGGGUCAUAAAAUGACUAAGUUCUUUAAUAAGAUUAGUGGUCAACCAGCUUCAUAUGUUAACAAAACAGAUUAUGUUUUUGGUAAGACUUUAGGUGCAGGUUCAUUUGGUGUUGUUAGACAAGCUAGAAGAAUUUCUACUGGAGAGAAUGUAGCUGUUAAGAUUUUGUUGAAGAAAGCAUUAAAGGGUAAUUGUGUACAAAUAGAAAUGCUUUAUGAUGAAUUAUCUAUUUUACAAAAAUUACACCAUCCUAAUAUCGUGGAUUUUAAAGCUUGGUUCGAAUCUAAGGAUAAAUUUUAUAUUGCUACUCAACUAGCCACUGGUGGUGAAUUAUUCGAUAGAAUUUUAGCAAGAGGUAAAUUUACUGAAGUUGAUGCAGUGAGGAUAAUAGUACAAUUAUUGCAAGGUAUCAAAUACAUCCACUCUAAAGAUAUUGUUCAUAGAGAUUUGAAACCAGAAAAUGUCUUGUAUAUAGACAAAUCUGACGAUUCUCCUUUGGUUAUCGCAGAUUUUGGUAUUGCCAAGCAAUUGAAAAGUGGUGACGAUCUUAUAUUCAAGGCUGCCGGUUCUCUAGGAUACGUCGCUCCUGAAGUGUUGACUGUAAAUGGUCAUGGUAAACCAUGUGAUAUAUGGUCCUUAGGUGUCAUCACUUACACUUUACUAUGUGGUUAUUCUCCAUUCAUAGCAGAAAGUGUAGAAGGUUUCCUUGAUGAAUGUACCAGUGGUAAAUACCCUGUCAAAUUCCAUAGACCUUAUUGGGAUACUAUAUCAGAUGAAGCAAAAGAAUUCAUUUUAAGAGCUUUGAUUUUGGAACCAAGUAAAAGGCCUACCGCUUCUGAAUUAUUAGAAGAUCCAUGGAUUGCUACCAAAUGUGCUCUACAAAAUGAUCUGUUACCUGAUUUAAGACAAGGAUUCGAUGCUCGUAAGAAAUUCCGUGAGGCUGUGGAAAUUGUUAAAUUGAAUAAUAGAAUUAACAAAUUGAGAAGCUUAUACUGCUCAGAAGGCGAAUCAGAAACUGAUAUUGAGGAAAAUUCAACAAAAACUUUUAUGGAAUCGUUAACUGAUUCUCUAAAUGAUUUAAAAUUGAGGGCUGAUAAAAGUUCACAGAAUCCUAAGUUAUCAGAUGAAGAGAAAAAAGAAUUGAAAUCAACUUUGACUCAAAAUGCCUUCGCCCAAAUCGUCAGAGCUGCUACUAAGAACAAGGAAAAGAUUUUAAACUAUAAUGAGGAAGAUAAUACUGAUUAA